Molecule: messenger RNA, 1136 nt
Organism: Eremomyces bilateralis CBS 781.70
Lineage: Eukaryota; Fungi; Ascomycota; Dothideomycetes; Eremomycetales; Eremomycetaceae
Exons: 1
Coding region: 231-758 (175 amino acids)
Source: RefSeq, a predicted model, not a curated record
GCGCCUUGGUAAGUGUCCAGUAUUCUACGGUUCUCCACGGGGCCUAGCAAUUCGUGGAUGGCAUACUCGGUAUGGUUAAGGCUCACCGUGUCCAGUUUCUCAUCCUUCUAACUGCUCUUGGGGCCUAUGCAGCCUACCUGGCCCAGAGAUAUUCAAUGCCUUUCCCGACUCCGCUUGGGGCCUUCACCAUUGUCUUGCCUGCUAUAUUAGGUUUCGCGUUCGAGUGACUGAUGCGUUGGAUUCGAAACACGAAGCGAAACUCCGGUGUCCGGCCCAUCCAACUGGCAAUCCUGACAGCCAUGACCAUUUACAUCACGUCUAUCGGCACGCUUUCCGGGACGUACCUCUCCACCGGCGACUCAAUCACCUGCUCGUUAGAGACCCAAUGGCGCCAUCUAUUCCAAAACAAAGACGAACAACGAGUGCGCGCGAUCCAAGACGCCUUCCGCUGCUGCGGAUUCCGUACCCCGCGCGACAUGCCGUGGCCGUUCCCUAGCGCGAGCCACGGGAUCGAUCCGACAACGUGUAGCCAUCAAUUUCGGCGGUCGGCGAGCUGCCUGGGGCCAUGGAUGGCGGAGGAGCGGAAGGCGGCGGGGAUUCUCGUCACGGUUGCCUGGGGGGUGUUUGUAUGGGGCGUCGUGGUGGUGACGGUGGCGAUGAGGCGUCAGAAUGAUGCUUCGCGGUUUGAGGAGCUUGAUUAUGAGGAGCAGCCUAGAAGGGGACGAGAAAUAGAAGGGGGAAGGGCGCUGGAAUAUUGAGACGAAGCGGAAUCGGGCCAGGCAAGGAGUGACACGCAAGCACAGCUUAGGAACAGUGGGGGAACUGAGAGCAAUGAGCGUAUGGCGCUGCUGGAUAAUUCGACCAGAACCGAGUGGACGGAAUGAUUCGCAAAGUCUAAGCAACUGGUUGACUGGAUGUGUUAUGCCGAUGUGGUUGAACAGGUUCGGUGUUGGUUCACCCUGCAGUCCUUCAAACAGAGAAAUGAUUCUUGAAGAACGUUUUGAUAUACUUAUGCCGUUGGUGAGGUUACGAGUAACUCUUUGCGAAUGGAGGAGAAUGGGAUAUUACUGGCGAUUCGAGGUUAAUUAGAUGAUGAUGCUCUUUGAUGAUUCAGACAGAGCAGUGCCGGAUAGAUG